Zophobas morio is the source of this 1443-nucleotide messenger RNA. RefSeq lists its product as uncharacterized. The coding region runs from base 1 to 1443 and encodes 480 amino acids. The record is from RefSeq and is a predicted model, not a curated record. Gene Ontology annotation, molecular function: nucleotide binding; DNA binding; DNA-directed DNA polymerase activity. The transcript has 2 exons. Gene Ontology annotation, biological process: DNA replication. NCBI's taxonomy places the organism in Eukaryota, Metazoa, Arthropoda, Insecta, Coleoptera, Tenebrionidae.
AUGUGCUUCAUUGUUGUUACGCGUAACUUUGCAAGGGUGCAUGUAGCAAUCGUGCCUAAUAUCCUUAUCCUCUUUGCAUGUGUUACAAUAGUUAUUUACAUUAUAAAUGCGGUAGGUUACAUUUUACAACGCGAAGAUUUAAUAUUGAAACACGAGGCAAAGCCGAGUGUUUUAAUAAAUCUGAGCAUUGUAAAAUCCAUUCAUGUCGGCCAUCCAGAUUGCGUAAAAGUCGAUCUAAACAAAGUCCAUGGUUUCAUUAAAUGUAUUGUUUUACCACCUGUUUCGUUGCAUCACCCUGUUCUGCCGUACAAAUGUAAUGGUAAAUUAACUUUUCCUCUUUGCAAAACGUGUGUUGAAACCUUGUAUGAACAAGAUUGCCCGCACAACGACGGACAGCGUCAGUUUACGGGUACUUUCGUUGCAAACGAGUUGCGUAAGGCUUUGGAGUUAAAGUACAGAAUUAUCGAAAUUUUUGAAAUCUGGGAAUACGACACCGUAAAAUACGACCCAGAAACUAAAAGAGGUGGGUUGUUUUCGGAGUACGUAAACACGUUUUUAAAAAUAAAGCAAGAGUGUAGCGGGUGGCCUACAUGGUGUAAUACAGAACACGAGAAAGACAACUACAUUCGCGAGUAUUACGAUCGUGAGGGGGUUAAAUUAGAAAAAAACAAAAUAUGCAAGAAUCCAGGGUUACGUUUCUUGGCCAAAUUAAUGCUCAAUUCAUUUUGGGGCAAAUUCGGGCAGAGACAAAAUCUGCAGCAGACUGCUAUCAUUGAUCAGCCUUACAAGCUGUUCGAAAUGUUUGCAUCACCCGGUCGUUGCGUCAAUAACUUAACCGUUAUCAACCCUGAAGUACUCCUAGUAAAUUGGGAGCGCGUGGAGGAGGAUAUAUUGGCUUCUAGCACCACUAAUGUAGCUAUCGCUAGUUAUACUACUGCUUCGGCACGUUUAGUUCUUUAUCAUUUUUUGGAAAAGUUGGGACGACGAGUAUUAUCUUACGACACUGACAGUGUUUUCUUCACUGCCAAACCAGGCGAAUGGGUACCUGAUACCGGCGACUUUUUAGGCCAGCUAACCGACGAAUUAGCUGAUUAUGGUCCAGGUAGUUACAUUACCGAAUUUGUGAGCGGCGGACCUAAAAAUUACGCCUAUGAAUUCUUGAAUGCUAACAAAGGGAUAAUUGAGCCAGUAUGUAAGGUGAAGGGUAUAACUCUACACUACUCCAAUAAUCAAAAAGUUAAUUUUAACGUAUUAAAAUCGAUGAUUCUGGAUAAAGAGGCUCCAAACGUGGUCGAAGUAAUCGAUAAACAAAUUUUUAAAGAUAAUUUUUUUAAUAUAUUAACGAAAGACGCAACAAAAAAGUAUAGAGUAAACUAUACUAAACGUCGUAGGUUAAGCAAUUCAUACGAUACGCUCCCGUACGGGUACAAAGGAGCGCUUUAG